Pangasianodon hypophthalmus (striped catfish) is the source of this 2171-nucleotide messenger RNA. RefSeq names its product GRAM domain-containing protein 2A. Gene Ontology annotation, biological process: regulation of store-operated calcium entry. Bases 206 to 1153 code for a protein of 315 amino acids. Gene Ontology annotation, cellular component: organelle membrane contact site; extrinsic component of cytoplasmic side of plasma membrane; endoplasmic reticulum membrane. The record is from RefSeq and is a predicted model, not a curated record. NCBI's taxonomy places the organism in Eukaryota, Metazoa, Chordata, Actinopteri, Siluriformes, Pangasiidae. Gene Ontology annotation, molecular function: phosphatidylinositol-4,5-bisphosphate binding. The transcript has 12 exons.
GAAGCACAACGGAGUGAAGGCAGUGCAACAAGCAGCAGCGAGUCAGCUACCCGUCGUUCAUAAUUUAUAUGGGGUUAAGUGUUUUAUUUCUGCAGUGUUCACUGACUGUCUGGAUAAAUAAACUCUACAGAAACUUCCUCUCAUUUCUAACCGGAGUGAAGAGCACAUGAGCUGGUGUGAAAAGAUGGGCUCUUAAAGGCUAAGCAUGAUGGCGGAACAGAUGGAUCAGGGUGAUGAUGUGGGGCUGGUGAUCCCGCCAGAGACCAGUGACCUUCAAAAAGAGGAUGAGGCACACUGUCUCCAACAUUUCAGACAAGGCAUCAUGCUGCAGCUGAUAGAUGAUCUCUCAUAUGAAGAUGUAAAGAAAUGCUAUCGGGGAUCUACUGUCAGCAAGUACAACUCUCAGUACCACAAACUUUUCCAGAACAUUCCCAAAGAGGAGAUCCUCAUGAAAGUGUACUCGUGUGCUCUCCUACGGGACAUCCUGCUGCAAGGACGACUCUAUAUCUCCCGCAACUGGCUGUGUUUCUACGCUAACCUGUUUGGCAAGGACAUCAAGGUGGCUAUCCCUGUAGUUUCAGUUCGUCUGGUGAAGAAGCACAAAACAGCUGGUCUGGUCCCUAAUGGCCUCGCCAUCACUACAGACACCAGUCAGAAGUAUGUUUUUGUCUCACUCCUGUCUCGGGACAGUGUGUAUGAUGUCCUCAGGAGAAUCUGCACCCAUCUGCAGGUCAAUGGUAAGAAGAGUCUGAGUCUAAAGCAGUAUCUAGAAGAGCCAGGCUCACUAUCAACUGAUGAGUUCCCAGUGGCCAGCGCUUACCCUGCAGUGUUAAAAUGGCGCAGGAAGCCUUCGGUUCCAUCCGUCUCCUCCUCUCUACCCGAUCUGUUGGGAAAUUCCACCAGCAGUGCUGGAAAGCCUCCGUUUGCAAGUGAAACUCAGCUGCAGGAGAGACGUCUCGAGGCUGAGAAUAUCCUUCUGACUGAGCCUGUACCAGAACUAGGUCACAUGGAAUAUCAGCUUCUCAAGUUCUUCAUCCUGCUUAUUAUACUGCUGAUUAUGUCAUCCUGUUACCUGGCCUUCCGUGUGUGCAGUCUGGAGCAGCAGCUCUCCUUCCUCAACACACAGCCUACGUUACCUAUGAGAGAGAGGUAACACAGGUUUAAAAACGGCUUUGCUCUUGUCCAGUGUAGCCAUUAGCAGAUAGAAAAGAAUCACUUAGUGGAGUCUUGGACAGAAUCUUUACUGAUCCACUACUGACCAACAGCAGAGGAGGAAAAUAGAAAAAAAUGACACUUCUGUCAUCUGUUAGUUUCUUGUCUGGACUGAACUUAUUCAACAAAUAAAGUAGGUCUUCGGUAUAAGCUGCAAUGUAAUCUCACUAAGGAGCAGUUUGCUGAUGGUGCUAGUUAUCUGACUUUCCCACUAUGGGAACUCUACGACAUCAUCCACCAGCAAGACCGAGAGACCGAGGACAAUCGGACACACUGUCACUUCCUUCAUCGUUCUUCAAAUGUCAAUCAUUGCAUGAGACUCACCAGUGAAAGACGGUCAUAGUGCCAGUGAGAUUUGUUUGUUUAAGAGAGAUGUUUCAUGAAGGUCUUUGCUUUGGAAAGUACAUAGUGAUGAAAUGCAUUUCAGGUAAGAUGAAUCAUUUCACCCACAGAAAGAUGGAUUUGUCAUAAUGCUACAAGUGCCUGGAAGAGUGAAACGACUUAAAUGGAUGAAGCUUCAGUGUGUAGUCAGAGAUGUGUGUUCUGUUGUUGGAUAAAGAAGGUUUUGUGUGAUUCAGACUGUUUUGGGAAAGCCAAUUCAAAAUUAUAGGGGCAGUAAUGCCACUGAAUGGACAUGAAGCAUGUCAUUGUAUGAUUAUAUGCCUGUUAACUUUGCUUUUGAUUUACUACAUUCUGCUGUAGGAAGAAGCUGCAUGUAGUGAUGUACUUGAAAUUUCAGAAGACAUAGGAGUACUUAGUUUAUUGAAAAUGAAAAGCACAUUUUAAAUGAGCAUAGGUGCAAUUUGCUUUCUAGUACAGAUUUACUAUAUUUAUUUGUGAUAUUUUGUACAACAUAGUUUUUUUUUCUUGAGAAGGAUAUAUACUCACAGUGUACAGCAUAGUUUUUUAACUGUCACACCCAGUUAGACCUCAUUGACCAAUAAACGGUUUUAACCUGU